UAUUUUCUGCCCGGAGAAUCGUUCAAGAGCUGGAGCAAUUAUGGAAAAGCUCUUUACCAAACACCCCGACGUUUCAAAGACCGUGCGCUUUCAAGGGCUGACGAGAUGAAAGAGGUGGGAGAGAUCAGAAAGAGGAGUGGGAAUGAUAUGAAGAGGACCCUCAACUGGUGGGAUUUAAUCUGGUUUGGAUUCGGUGGGGUGAUCGGAACAGGGAUUUUUGUGCUCACUGGACAAGAAGCCCACAAGGACGCAGGCCCUGCUAUUGUUCUUUCCUAUGCUCUCUAGGGAUUCUCUGUCAUGCUUUCUGUCUUUUGUUUCACCGAAUUCGCAGUCGAGAUUCCUGUAGCAGGCGGUUCUUUUGCAUACUUCCGGGUGGAGUUGGGAGACUUGGCAGCCUUCAUAGCCGCAGGAAACAUAAUCUUCGAAUCCGUGUUUGGCGGAGCCAUGGUGGCUCGAUCUUGGACCUCUUAUUUUGCCACUCUACUCAACCACUCCCCAGAUGACUUUUGCGUCCACACAAACCUUCCCUCAGAUUUCAACCUUCUGGACCCCAUUGCCGUCGUGGUAAUCCUUUUGGCCUCUCUCACCCAUCACUUAUCAACACGACUAACCUCCCAACUCAACUGGAUCUCAACUGCUCUCAACACCAUCAUCAUCCUCUUCAUCAUCACCGCCGGCUUCAUCAAAGGUAACCCAUCUAAUCUAAGCCCUUUCCUUCCGUACGCCGUCAUGGGCGUCUUCCGAGCCACAGUAGUAAUUUACUUCGCUUACGGAGGCUUCGAUGUCAUCACCACCAUGGCGGAAGAGACGAAAAACCCGUCUAAAGACAUUCCCCUGGGCUUGCUCGGCUCCAUGUCGGGUGUAACCGUGAUAUACUGUCUCAUGGCACUGGCUCUCGUUCUCAUGCAGAGCUACACUGUACUGGAUGUUAAUGCCGCCUAUUCUUUAGCAUUUCAAAGCAUCGGAUGGAAAUGGGCGAAAUAUGUUGUGGCACUGGGAUCUCUGAAAGGAAUAACCACUGUUUUAUUGGUGGGCGCAGUUAAACGGGGAAGGUAUUUAACACAUAUUGCCCGAACCCACGUGAUUCCGCCUUGGUUUGGCUUAGUGAGCAUGAAGACCGGGACACCUGUUAACGGAACGGCAUUCAUGGCAAUCGCCUCCGCAUCGUUGGCCUUCUUUUCAAGGCUGGAUGUGCUGUCUAAACUUCGCGCUAUCAGCGUUUUGUUCAUAUACACGCUCUUGUUUGUUGCUCUGCUUGUGAGAAGACACUAUCUUACCGGGAAAACUUCUGCAAGUCAAGCUUUUCUUUUGACAACGUUCAUUGUUGUCAUUAUAUGCUCGUCCAUAGGGACUUCGGCAUACUGGGGUCUGUCCAGCGGAUCAAUUGGGUAUUGCAUUAUGGUUCCUAUUUGGUUUUUGGCCACUGCGGGUUUGGCUGUGUUUGUUCCGCAGUGUAGAGAGGCCAAAGUGUGGGGAGCGCCAAUGGUUCCGUGGGUUCCUUCCUUGUCCAUUUUUAUCAACGUGUUUCUGAUGGGAUCAGUGGAUUAUGAGUCGUUCAUCAGAUUUGGGGUUUGCACUAUUGUGAUGUUGGUCUAUUAUGCCUUCUUUGGACUCCACGCCUCGUUCGAUGCGGUUUACUGUGUUGGUGACAACUAAAUGUAUUAUAUUUCAGCUUUGUUCAAUAAACUAAUUAAAUCUAAAGGAAAUGAAUUACAUUAGGAUUGGCGUUUUAUCAAUUGAAAAAAUUAUAAAAGAUCAUAAUGAAAACACAGUCAAUCGAUCGUGAAGGAAACAACAGGACAAACAGAAAGGCACGUGAACUUGCAGCCUUACAAUCAGAGCAGAGAGAUUUAAUGUUUUCAUCAAACAUACAAACAUUACAAAAGCUUAAUGCAAUGAAUAUGGAUA
This is a messenger RNA of Cryptomeria japonica (Japanese cedar), 1908 nucleotides long. RefSeq names its product cationic amino acid transporter 5-like. Gene Ontology annotation, molecular function: L-glutamate transmembrane transporter activity; L-lysine transmembrane transporter activity. Bases 298 to 1656 code for a protein of 452 amino acids. Lineage: Eukaryota; Viridiplantae; Streptophyta; Pinopsida; Cupressales; Cupressaceae. The transcript is spliced from 3 exons. The record is from RefSeq and is a predicted model, not a curated record. Gene Ontology annotation, biological process: transmembrane transport; amino acid transport. Gene Ontology annotation, cellular component: plasma membrane.